CCCGCUCCGCCGCAACCGACUCUAGGGACGGAGAGCGUGUGCACAGCAGAUCCCAUCCCUCCCUUCCCCGGCGGGACAGCCGGCACACACAAACACCAACCACCUCGCCGCCAUGCCGCAGGGCGGGGCGAAGCGCGGGGCGGGCCGCCGGCCAUAGCGGUUGCAUUCAAAAGUCGCCUGGCGGGCAGAUCGGUUUCUUCCCUCUUUCCGCUGCUCCGGCUGCGAGAGGGGCAGCCGCCCGCCGCCCGGCGGGGCUCGCCGCGGCAGCCCGCAGCUAUGGCAUCGCGGGAGGCUUCCGAAACGUUCUUCAGCCUGAGUGGUGUAAGAGGGCGCAUGCGGGAGAAGAAAAAGGGUGCCUUGAAGACGGCUAAGUUGAACGCCUCUAUUGCAUCAAAAAUCAAAACCAAAAUCAUUAACAACUCCUCCACUAUUAAAGUCUCCUUAAAGCACAACAAUAAAGCACUGGCCCUAGCCCUCAAUGGGAUGAAAGCCAAUGUACAACAGCUCACCCAGGAGAAGACCAUCUUACAGAAGGAGGUAGAGGAGUGCCACUUCCAGAAUGCAGUGCUGCGGCACAAGCUCUCCUUCAUGGAUAAUGCCAUGAAAGAACUUGAAAACAUUAUGGCUGCAGUUAAGACAGCCCAGCUAUCCGAGUUCCACACAAGUUCUGCACCCUUGUGGAAUGGCCAGAAGAGCAGCAUAACUGAAGAUAGCUGGGCCAAUGAUAUUGCAGAUGUUCAUCUUGUGAGGGCUACAGGGAUGCCAAUGAGGGUGCCCAUUUCCAAGCCGUGUGAUGGUUGCACUUCCACAGCAGCACAGACAUGCUCACUAGAUUUUCUGAGUCAUGCUUCUAAUGAGCCCCUGGAAGUUGUGCCUAUUGCCUCCAAAAACACUUUGCCACCACAGGCUGCUGAGAAGCCUCAGUUCCCCCAGGAAAAGAAUGAGAAGAUCACUAAAGCAAUGGAAGCACAAGAGGUUUUUCUUGGCUCUUGCAUCUUUGGAGAGGCCUUUUGCACCACCAAAAAAAAUCCCAACAGUUUGCCAGCACUUCCCUUGGAAAGUCAUUCUCUUUCACAUGAGGGCGAUGAGAUAGCAAAACAUUUGUUGGAUCGUCUCUCACAAGGAUACGUUACUCAGAGAAGGAAGAAUCACAGCCUGAUUGCAAGCAGCACUCCAUCUUCUGGUGUGGAUGUCUUCUCACCUGUCAGUUCCACUCAGGCAACUGAAUGCUGUAUCACAAAGGACAGCAGCAGCUCCAGGAAGAGUGACACACAGCCACAGCUGAAAUCUCUCAGCUCUGUGGUUUCACCUGCUCAAACCACUGUUACUCCUGAUAGAAAGUCUUCGGGCAAAGAGAUUUUUUGUGAUCAGCCACAGGAUAAAGAAACUGGGUGUGGUGUUGAAAUGGACCCCACAUAUAGCAGAGUCCUUGAGUUUGUUCCUGUGAAGGCAAAAAGCAAAGGUAAUUGUAAAACUGGUGAGAAAAAACCUGGAAACAAAGCAAGUAUGGGAAAAAAGAAAACAAAUGUAAUUAAAAAGAAUGGAGAAAGUAGUCCUGAUAGACCUCAAGGCGAAGGGAGUACUCAAAAUACUAAGAAGCUUCUUCAGCCAGAAGUUGCAACAUGUCCUAGUGAGUCUGAAGUUUCUGAGAUGAGGCAAAAGGGUUGCAUGGAGGCUUUUGGCAGGAACAACACAGGCUGUGGUACAGAGCAACAUUCCUGUUUUCCUGCUGAAGGCUUCCCUUCCAGAAGAACAUAUGUGGUGAAUCCAGCACAGCUGCACAGUCCUGAAAGUAGUGACUUACUCAAACAGGUUAAGGACACUACCUUUGAAAUCCAGCAUAUGGAGAGCUUGCCAGGAAGCCCAGUUUGUACCUUCUCAAGUCUUGAAGUUCUCCCAGAUGAUUCCAGUCUACAAAAUUCACUUUUCUUGAGGAAGGAGACCUCAAGGACCUGUGCUUUGCAAGAGGAUUCAAGUGUGAGCACAAAGAGCAUCAGACAGAAAACCAACCGAAAAACUAGAAUUAUUAGGCAAAGAGGUGACUCUGAGGAAGAGAAUCUGCCAAACUGUGUGAAAACAGCAGGGGCCAAAGCUGAAGAACAGCCUAAAAGAAGCCAGACAAGCAGGAGGAAGACUGUCAGGAAAGGCAGUUGUCAUGAUCAGAGAAAUGAAGUUGAUGUUUUUGGCCUGUGUAUAGAUGUUCAAGGAGUAACUGAGGAGAGCGAAAAGGAUUUACAAGGUAAUCUUAAAUGUAGCAGGAAAACUUACAUUGUCAGUCCUUUGGAUCUUGCAGAAAACUUGGGUUGUGUCCAGACAAAUUUUGAAGACAGUGACAUUGUACCUCCCAGGUCUGUUCCUGGGAGCAAAGCUAGCAAAAUCCCCAGAGCUCAGAGGAUGGUAGCUGCUCAGAAGAAGACAAAGGGCCUUCAAGAAAAGGGGCAGGCUAAAGUUGACAACAACAUGAACACUUCAGAAAAAGAGUCCUGUCCCAGACCAAAGCUUCAGAAGGAGAACACCACCUCUAGAUCUCCAGAGGGUGAUUCCCUGGCCAGACAAAGUGAUGGUGCCCAAGGGCUCAUUGGAAGUUCAGCAGAACUUGCAUCCAAGCAAACUGUCCUGACAGGGAUGAUUUCCUGCAUUGCAGAUCUGCCUGAUCCAGAUAUCUAUCUGGAGGAGCAGGUGGCAAAUACAGACCUUUCACAGAGUCUUAAAUCGUCCCAUGUGACCUAUUCUGCAGCUUUGUCUGUCAGCUCCUGGCUUACAGAUGCACCAGUUUCCACGAGCUUAAGUACUGAGGGCAACAGAAUGCCAGAGAAAUCCCCUGUUUGGCUGGAAAGCUUCCCGAUACCUAAAGAAAAGACUGCAGAGGAAAUACCUGAGGAAAAAAGCCAGGUGAAGCCAAGUUCUCAGAACUCACCUUCACAAGAACUUGUGACCAGGCCACUGCAGGACUUGACCAAUGCCAGCGCUUUGUCUUCCUCUAGCUCGGAAGGAGCGACAGGGCGCUUAUCCAAGCGGAAAUGGGAACCAGGCUGCUACAAAGAGCCAAAACUGAACAGCAAACUGAGGCAGGGUGACCCCUUUACAAACACAGAGUUCCUCAACAACCUUCCCAGCAAAACCAAAAAGAAAAGAACUGGAAAAGCUAAGGAAAUUAUCAAGAAGAUCAAAAAAGAAAAAGAAUAGUUUCUUGAAGGAAUGCCAAGGCAGCCAAGCUAAUAACAAUGGGAGGAUACAUGGAGCCAGAAGUAAAAGUUUUGGUUGGACAGGCAGCCCCCAAGCUCCUAGGUGUGCUGCAUG
Molecule: messenger RNA, 3300 nt
Organism: Pezoporus flaviventris
Lineage: Eukaryota; Metazoa; Chordata; Aves; Psittaciformes; Psittacidae
Product: shugoshin 2-like
Exons: 9
Coding region: 277-3186 (969 amino acids)
Cellular component (GO): chromosome, centromeric region
Source: RefSeq, a predicted model, not a curated record